UUUUUAUACAUCUUUGUGUACAGUUAGCCAACCACAUGCAUACUGAGAGAAACAGUGAAUCAUUAAUUUUAGCUAUAAUCAUUGUUAUGGCCGACUCCAAACUCUCAAUAACUUUAGAUGAUCUUAGUGCAGUCUAUGAAGCAACAUAUCAAGCUAGAGCCAAAUGGAAGCAGAUGUUGUUAGCUCUGCAAGUUAAUAAUACUACUAUUGAAACUAUCAAUAUAAGAUGUCGUGAAGAUCCUGAUAACUGCUAUCUUGAGGGUCUAUCAGAGUGGCUAAAAGGUGGUGAGAGAAACUGGGCAGACGUGUUUGAGGCUCUCUCACGCUCUAGUGUUGGGCACAAUGAUCUCGCAAAGGUGGUCGAAAAACGUCUUACUAAAGCUACCGGAAAUACAGAGUACAGACUGAGUUCCUCUUCACUGCAGCUGGCAACUAAUGGGUCUGAUAGCGGCAUAAUGGAAAUGACCAACAUCAAUUCAGUGAAGCAGAGAAGUUCCAUUGAGCCCACCAAAGAUCACACAAGCCAAGCUGACACCAAUCAUGGAGAAAUAUCCAGCACUGGCGAUCAGUCUCUAGUAACAACGCAUUCAAGGCGUUGCAAAUGGUCGUGGCUGUUGACGAUAAUAAUCUUAUUGGUCGUCAUUGUGGUACUAACAGUGGUGGUCUUAGCAGUCUUACUGCCUGUUCUCAAACUAGAACUAUCUCAUUCUGAUACGUCAAUUCCGCCCACUACUGGUACUACUGGUUUUGAAGAGACUAUAUUUUCUACAACAGACAUGAAUACUACUGUUCUUCCUGCAUCACCCCUAAACAUCAAUGUAAACAGCAUAUAUCAACUUCCUGAAAUGUCAGCAAUCUUUGUUAGCUCGUUUAUCAAGAGUACCCAUGACUCGAGAAGUUUCAGUGUAAUUGAAAAGAACCGGAUUUCUCGAGGAUUUCUCAUUGACUUUACAGUCAACGAUUGUCAAGAACUGGAUGUUGACCGUGUUGCUGUGAAUAAACCGAUCUCCUUGAGCGUAACUAGACCAAUACAACACGUUGACGAAGGCUAUUAUUUGAAUGGGUCCAUUCUAACAUAUUCAAUUACCCCAUCUCAAGCUAUUGUGUCCAGCUCAUGUGAUUGCCCAGUUAUUCUAGUGAUAUAUGAUAACCAGGAAAUAUAUACCGAGUUUCUGAAUGAGAAGACUGGUGUACAAACUGGUUUUCUGUUCAAAUGUUGCUUAAACCGAAGUCGGUUGUCUGCGAAGAUAGUGCUCAAUAAAAACUCCUAUUUAUACGCUGGUCUGGUGAUCUGUACUACUAUUGUACCUACUACCAUCAAUCUACGCAUCUCUGGAAUUUCUCACCAAUAUAAUAUUCAUGAGAUUGGGGAGAAAUCUUUGAGUACGUGCACUGUCAUUUUUUAUCAGGACAUCGUCCGCUGUACCAUUUCACUAUCUACUAGUAUGACUGAUGAAAAAGAUGAACUGUGUGUUGUUGCCAUAGUACCUCCGAGACCAACUACUAGUGCUCCUCCUACUUCUAGUGCUACUACUACUGGUAACCAUGGCAAACAGUGCACUUCUAAUUUCUUUAUUUUGUUAUGUGCAAUAACAUUAUUAUUUUCAGUUUCAGGAUAAACAGUCGUGUAGUUUAUCAUAUAAUUAUUGUAUAU
Molecule: messenger RNA, 1654 nt
Organism: Halichondria panicea
Lineage: Eukaryota; Metazoa; Porifera; Demospongiae; Suberitida; Halichondriidae
Exons: 4
Coding region: 36-1619 (527 amino acids)
Source: RefSeq, a predicted model, not a curated record